AGCCCGCCACAUAAAAUCUAAUUGUCGCCGUCUUCGAUUCCAAAUUCGAAACUUCUUUGAAGUCUCAAAUCUUUGUCUUUUUCACUUCUCUAACUCUUAAUCGCUCUCAUCCCUUCUUUGUUCUUGCGGUGCCCAUCUCUGUGCACCCACAAACAAUACCCACUUAGGCUUCGCUAAUCUUCACAGUUUCUGAAAAUGGAGGCAAAAAAGCAGCCGCUGAUUAUUACAGACAAAGACCGGAUGAGGAAUUGGUCUAGGUCAGUGAGAUCCCAGGGCAAGACCAUAGCCCUUGUACCCACUAUGGGUUACCUCCACCAAGGUCACAUAUCACUUGUCAAAGAAGCUCACAAACACGCCAAUUUAAUAGUAGUGUCAAUCUAUGUGAAUCCAGGUCAGUUCUCUCCCUCUGAGGAUCUCUCCACAUACCCAUCUGACUUCCAUGGUGAUAUCCUCAAGCUUAUGUCCAUUCCUGGCGGUGUAGAUGUUGUUUUCCAUCCCCAUAAUCUCUAUGACUAUAGAACUGAUAAUAAAAACAAGAAUGACAUUGUUAAUUAUACUGAUAGUAGGGAUGAUUGCAAGAAUUUAAAGGUUGAAGGGGUGGUGUCGUGUGUGGAAGGGAAGGGGACGGGACAUGAGACAUGGGUGAGAGUGGAGAGACUCGAGAAGGGUCUGUGUGGGAAGAGUAGGCCGGUGUUCUUUAGAGGGGUUGCUACUAUUGUCACCAAGUUGUUUAAUAUAGUGGAGCCUGACUUUGCUGUGUUUGGGAAGAAGGAU
Molecule: messenger RNA, 774 nt
Organism: Hevea brasiliensis (rubber tree)
Lineage: Eukaryota; Viridiplantae; Streptophyta; Magnoliopsida; Malpighiales; Euphorbiaceae
Product: pantoate--beta-alanine ligase-like
Exons: 1
Biological process (GO): pantothenate biosynthetic process
Molecular function (GO): pantoate-beta-alanine ligase activity
Source: RefSeq, a predicted model, not a curated record